Exophiala viscosa is the source of this 3051-nucleotide messenger RNA. RefSeq lists its product as uncharacterized. NCBI's taxonomy places the organism in Eukaryota, Fungi, Ascomycota, Eurotiomycetes, Chaetothyriales, Herpotrichiellaceae. The coding region runs from base 1 to 3051 and encodes 1016 amino acids. Gene Ontology annotation, biological process: positive regulation of transcription elongation by RNA polymerase II; protein phosphorylation. Gene Ontology annotation, molecular function: cyclin binding; RNA polymerase II CTD heptapeptide repeat kinase activity; ATP binding. Gene Ontology annotation, cellular component: cyclin/CDK positive transcription elongation factor complex; nucleus. The record is from RefSeq and is a predicted model, not a curated record. The transcript is spliced from 2 exons.
AUGGCGAGGUCUCGACAGAGUCCAUCAAUGAAGCAUCGUCGGCGAGCUGAAGAGGAUCCGCGCGAGAGACAUUUGAAUCGAGAGUGGGAGAGAGACCGGGACCGUGGCGACCAGCGACGUCCUUCACCACCUUUUGGAUAUCGAGAAGAUCGAUCAGGCCCUGGUCGAGACAGAGAACAGGCAGGGCGAGGCAGCCGUCGAUCGAAUAAGAAGUGGCAAUUUCGAGAUUCGAGGAAAUCGCAUGGUAGAAGGUCAUCCGUUUCACCAUCUCGUCCUCACAAAUCACAACAUUCGCACCCGCCACCCCCAAGGCCGUUUGACGAUCGGCCGGGCCGAUUUCGUGAAUACUCCCCAGAUAGGCUGCCCAAACGCAGACGUACGCAGAGUCCAUCACCUGCACCUAGCGACAGAUUUGGCCCAGUAGGCCAGAGACCUGGUCGCAGUCGAGAUCGCUCAGACAUCAGUGAUAGGCGAUCCUCUGUUGCCAGGUCUCGCUCACCUUACCGGGAGCAAUCAUCUCGCCCUACCCGACCUGAUAUCAGAGGUCCUGCCGACUCCAGAGCAUCCAGUCUUUCCCGCAGACACGAUAGACGUUCCAUAUCGCCACAUCAUCCUGCCAGAUCAUCACCUCCGCCUAUCAACGAAUCGCGACGGGCACUGAUCGACGACCAAAAGUCCUCGCAAAAAGACUUUCGACCACCAAAACGACCUCGGGCGGGUAAAGGUCGGCCGUCCGUCGAACAAGGUCAACCUCGUUCCAGGACUCCGUCCGUGGUAGACGACGCAGACAAUCGAUCAAUGGACGGUCAAUACCCGGCACGCGGCAAUUAUGGUGGACAUCGAGGACAACAAAGACCGUUUGUCGACACUAGGCAAGCAGCAUAUGGAGGUUCUCCUCCUUACGCGGGCACCCCGAAUAGCUCCUAUCAUGGCUCACCUCAAGCUGGCUCGCCGUAUCACAACCAAAGAGGUGGAUGGGGAGGACCGAAUGGUCCCAUGCAUAACUCCUCGCCUCCGUACCGGCAAAACAGCCACCCUGGGCCAGGUGGCAUGAACAACCCAAAUCCCUACUACCAAAAUCAACAACACUACGGAGCUAAUCCGCAAGGAUAUCAACAACCCCCUUAUCGAGGUGGUCAUGGUCCCAAUCGUGGUGGACAGUAUCCUCACCAGGGAAAACAAGAUCAAAGGUUCAACGGCCCUAGACCAAGGGGUAGAGGCGGCCACUUCAACAACUUGCAAUGGACGGCACCCUCCGGUCCCAAACGAGGAGGCUCACACAACAAUGAUUAUCAGGAGGGUCACACUCACCAAGCACAUGCAUCUCCCACUCCCUCACAAGCAGCUUCGCACGAAGAAAGACAAGCACCCGCCGAAGAAGAAAACCCCUUUAGACCUUCGAAAGAGCUGCAAGUGGAAGAUCAAAGAGGCGCGAACCAAAAGGCCCAGAACGACGAACAAGGGGGAACACCUGGUUCCAAGUUCAGCUUUGCGUUCAAGUCAAAAGCUCCUCCUACUGGACCGGCUAAAUCCACCAACGACUUCUCAGCCAAACCGAAAGCGCCAUUCCAACCUCCUGGCGAUCGGCUUCCCCCCACAGAACCGAAAAAGAAGCAGUACGACCGAAACUUCGAGCGUCGAGAUGAUAGACAAGGUCCUCGGCCUCCUCGGCCUGAUUUUGUACACCCAGAUCGUCGACAUCCCAAUGAUCGCCACCUGCAGCCGCAUGAGCGUAGAGCCGGUCGAUCACGCUCUCCGCCCAACAAGAGGCAGAAGACAGAACCCAAGCCACGGCCUACUCUGACACCCGAGUUCGCAGCAUCAGAAUCGAUAUACUACCGAAAACCUGGUAAUGAGUCGGUAGUAGGUGCAGGCACAUAUGGAAAAGUAUUCAAAGCCAUUCACAUCUACACCAAAGACAAAGUUGCGCUGAAGAAGAUCCGAAUGGAAGGUGAACGAGAUGGAUUCCCAAUAACGGCCGUGCGUGAGAUCAGACUGUUGCAGCACCUCCGACAUCAACAUGUUGUCGCGCUCCAAGAGGUCAUGGUGGAAAAGAAUGAGUGCUUUAUGGUUUUUGAAUAUCUGUCGCACGAUCUGACUGGACUCAUCAAUCAUCCUACAUUUAAGCUCACACAAGCGCAUAAGAAGGAUUUGGCGAAGCAGAUGUUCAGUGGCUUGGACUACCUCCAUCGCCGUGGCGUCCUACACCGCGAUAUCAAAGCAGCGAAUAUUUUGGUCUCCAACAAAGGCCAGCUCAAAUAUGCCGAUUUCGGUCUCGCACGCUUCUACACCAAAUCACGCAAACUCGACUAUACUAAUCGCGUCAUCACCAUCUGGUAUCGUCCGCCAGAACUCCUCCUAGGAGAGACCCAGUAUGGUCCAGAAGUCGAUGUCUGGUCUGCUGCUUGCGUCUUUGUCGAGAUGUUCACGAAGAAAGCGAUCUUUCCAGGAGAAGGCGGUGAGCUCAGCCAACUUGAAAAGACCUACAACAUUCUUGGUACACCGACCCGAGCUGAGUGGCCGGGUAUUGUCGAUCUCCCCUGGUUCGAACUCAUGCAGCCUGCCGAGAAGCGCAAGCGACAAUUCGAGACUAUUUACAAGGAUGUUUUCAGUCCGGCCGGACUUGACUUGGUGCAACAGAUGUUCAAGUAUGAUCCGACGGCACGACCUAACACGGAGGAGGUCCUGAGCCAUGGAUAUUUCACUAAGGAAGAACCGGAGCCUGUCCAAGCCGUCGAGUUGGAAGAAGUCGAGGGCGACUGGCACGAGUUCGAGAGCAAGGCAGCAAGACGAGAGAACGACAAGCGCGAGAAGGAGAGGAAGAAGGAAGAAUAUAUUCGAGAAAAGGAGAAGAGAAAAGCGCGAGAUGCGGGUUUGCCAGAACCUAGUGGAGACAAGAGGGCCAGGGUGGACAACACGCCUUCGAUGCCGCCUCCGCCGUCGAACGUUGAUGGUCCUGCUUCUGCACGACCUUCGAUCAACGAUUCCGAAACCCGAGAAGAUGACAACGACUCGGAAGGUGAAGGCAGUGCACGGAUGAGCAUGUCGUGA